Paramisgurnus dabryanus is the source of this 1567-nucleotide messenger RNA. RefSeq names its product nipsnap homolog 1 (C. elegans) (gene nipsnap1). The record is from RefSeq and is a predicted model, not a curated record. Gene Ontology annotation, cellular component: mitochondrion. NCBI's taxonomy places the organism in Eukaryota, Metazoa, Chordata, Actinopteri, Cypriniformes, Cobitidae.
CGCGUCAAACAUUAACUUAAAGAAGUGCGCGUGUUGCAACACAUGGAGAAAAACAACAGCAGUGAAUAAUGUCGGCAACACGAACUCUACACGUCCUCAGGAGACAAAAGCUUUUAUAUAAAAAACUCUGUUCAGUGUGGACUGUCAGAGGUUUUGCGAAUAAAAGUGAUGAAGGCUGGUUGGGUUCCAUGUUUGCACACAAAGUGGAUGCCAGGAGAGAUGCCCACUCCAAUCUGCUCUCCAAGAAAGAAACCAGCAACCUCUACAAGAUACAGUUUCAUAAUGUAAAGCCGGAAUAUUUGGAUGCAUACAACAAAUUGUCAGCUGAGGUUCACAGUGAGCUCCAUCAGGAUGUCCAUUAUCCAUGUGAGCUAGUUGGAAGCUGGAACACCUGGUAUGGAGAACAGGAUCAGGCAGUGCAUCUGUGGAGAUACACCGGUGGAUAUCCUGCACUAACAGAAUCUUUACGCAAACUCAACCUCAGUACGGCAUAUCUUGCGUUUCGAAAAGAAAGGAGUAAAAUGUUGCUCUCCCGCCGGAACCAACUUCUUCUUGAAUUUAGCUUUUGGAACGAGCCUACGCCCAGAUCCGGACCCAACAUUUAUGAACUGAGAUCAUAUCAACUCAAACCUGGUACAAUGAUCGAAUGGGGAAAUAACUGGGCUCGAGCGAUCAAAUACAGACAAGAAAACAAUGAGGCAGUGGGUGGUUUCUUUACACAGAUUGGUGAAUUGUAUGUUGUUCAUCACUUGUGGGCUUAUAAAGACCUGCAGACCAGACAAGAGACCAGGAACACUGCUUGGUUGAAAGAGGGCUGGGACGUUAAUGUGCACUAUACUAUGCCUCUUAUCCAGAAAAUGCAAUCGAGAAUUAUGAUUCCCAUGGAGCAUUCACCAUUAAAAUGAAAUCAACAAAGUUUUAUUUUGUGAUAAUCUCAUGACCAGUAGAUCCCAGGAACUCAACUGGCGAUAAAGAGCAAACGUGCCAAUGUUAAAGCUUAAACCGAAAGCUGUGAUAACAGACCAAACUGUUGAAUUGUUACAGGAAAGUUUUUGUUAUAAUUCAUUGUUUUAAUCACUGUUGCCUUACAAUGUAUUACGUAGCGCGUAAGCCUGUUGGUGUUUUUGAAAAAACUUGGUGCCUCUCAACUGGUCUGCAAUUCAAGCAUUUUGUUUAACUGUAUGCUAUUUAUUACCUGAAUAGCAGAGGACAUUUAAUAUGAAUGUGAAUAAUAUGAAUAUAAUUACUUGCUUAUUAUGAAUUUCAUUUGACUCCAUAGUGGGGUCCAGAAAUCUGUGUAUGCCCGUAGAAAAAAGGUUAACAUUAUUGUCACAUAUUUACUUACAUUUGAUCAUUGGCCUAAAAGAGUGCAUGAUUUUUUUAUUUUACAAAUUAAUUUAGCAAUUUAUUUAAAAAUGUAUGCAAAUGAAAUAUGCAGAUGUUCAGUACUGGAACACUAAAACUGUUUUGUAUUAUUUUUUAUGUGCGUGCAUGCAUGCAUUAACCCUAACCUUAAGUGUACCUAACCUUACAUAUUAACGUAUGAUUAAAUUAUAAUUUUUAGUUA